Stegastes partitus (bicolor damselfish) is the source of this 3835-nucleotide messenger RNA. Its product is annotated as Golgi phosphoprotein 3-like. Gene Ontology annotation, cellular component: trans-Golgi network; cytosol; Golgi cisterna. The transcript has 5 exons. Lineage: Eukaryota; Metazoa; Chordata; Actinopteri; Pomacentridae. The coding region runs from base 182 to 1063 and encodes 293 amino acids. The record is from RefSeq and is a predicted model, not a curated record. Gene Ontology annotation, biological process: retrograde vesicle-mediated transport, Golgi to endoplasmic reticulum; Golgi to plasma membrane protein transport; Golgi organization. Gene Ontology annotation, molecular function: phosphatidylinositol-4-phosphate binding.
GGAAGUGGGCAGAGUCUAUGCAGGAAUCCCGAGCCGAGCUUAACGCCAACGGCCGUCUUCAGUCGAUCGGUCUACCGUUUCGCCGUUUUCACCUUUAACAUCCAGGUUACAUGCUGCGCGGCUCCCCCUCUGGUCGAGGCAGACGCUUUUCUUCGGAUCUGUUCGUUUCGCAGCCGCAGCUAUGACUUCUCUCACGCAGAGAACCUCGGGCCUCGUCCAGAGGAGGACCGAGGCCAUUCGCAGCGCCGCCGCCGACAAGGAGAGGGAGUCCGGCGGGGAGGAGGACGAGGCGCGCCGCGGGGAGGAGGAAGACGACGACAAGGGGGACUCGAAGGAAACCAGGCUCACACUCAUGGAGGAAGUGCUGCUCUUGGGCCUCAAGGAUCGAGAGGGCUACACGUCUUUCUGGAACGACUGUAUUUCUUCCGGCCUCCGUGGGUGUAUGCUGGUGGAGCUAGCCCUCAGGGGGAGGCUACAGCUGGAGGCCUGCGGUGUGAGGAGGAAAAGCCUCCUGGCCAGGAAGGUGAUCUGCAAGUCUGAUGCUCCGACAGGAGAUGUGCUGCUGGAUGAGGCCUUGAAGCACAUCAAAGAAACCCAACCUCCAGAGACUGUCCAGAGCUGGAUAGAGUUACUGAGUGGAGAGACCUGGAAUCCCCUCAAGCUGCACUACCAGCUGAGAAAUGUCAGAGAACGUCUGGCAAAAAACCUGGUGGAGAAAGGAGUUCUCACUACAGAGAAACAGAACUUCUUGCUUUUUGACAUGACCACACAUCCGCUCACCAACAGCACCAUUAAACAGCGCCUUGUCAAGAAAGUCCAGGACUCGGUUUUGGAGAAGUGGGUCAAUGAUCCCCACCGCAUGGACAAGCGAGUUCUGGCCCUGAUUCUUCUGGCUCACUCCUCCGACGUCCUUGAGAACGCCUUCGCCCCACUCCAAGACGACCAGUACGACCUGGGCAUGAAGAGAGUCCACACUCUGCUAGAGCUGGAGCCCGAGAAAGAGAGCACAAAGCCCAACGCCAACGAACUCAUGUGGGCCGUGGUGGCCGCAUUUACUAAAUGAAAACACCUGAUUUGUUGGACUGAAAGAUCUGGCUAUGGUCUGUGUUAUUUAAUUGGUUGAAGGACUUCACGUAAUAAGACAGACUUCACGUUAAUGAGACAAUCUAUUUUGGUUGGGGAGCCUGUUUAUACAUCUAUUCCGGAUGACAUUUUGGUGGUUGUCCAUAUUAUCACAGUGCAAUCUGAUCGGUGGUGGGCUUCACCAAGUAACAGUUGGCUGGAUGGAACGGUCUCUAAAUGAAAAACGACUGGCUGAGGUAAAUAAUCUGCCGCCGCAAAGCUGGAUUUACUUAAAAACAUCAACACUACGAACAGAUGGGGGUUCUGUUAACGUUAGAUGACAUCAGACAACACAGCAGGUGGCAGCCACAGUAGUCAUGGUGGAUAUGAAGAUACUGACUGAGGCCAAGUUUCCCCUUCUACACCACGGAAACAUCAUCUCUACAUCACUUCAAGAUCUGGCCAGAAUCUGAAAGCUGGUCUCCACACUCUCCCACAUGCUUAUGCAAAGGAUAACGGAUAGCAAAACACACGGCUAUUGAUGCUCUUUGCACUCUUUGCGCAGGUCUCCUGCUUCCACCUGAUCAUUCCCACUUGUGUUGGGAGUACAUGCUUAGGGUUACUGUUAGAACAGACUACCUGAAUGUUUACCUGAUUUUUCUCUUUAAAUUUUCCAUCCUCUUUUCUUCCUCAUUGUAUUUUUGAGGAGGACACAGAGGAUCAACACUCGAGUUCCUGCAUCAGUAGGUGUGCGGUGGGUAAUUUGGCCCUCAUAGAAUUUGGCUUAAAUGAAGAAAUAAACCUCAAGUCUGACGAAUUUCUUUUAUUACUUUUUCUGUUCUUGCGAGGGUCCAUUCUGAGUUUCUAGAAUGCGGCUAGUCUUCCAUUUCUAUUUAUGUUGCUAGUCGAUGCUUGGAGUAGCCUGCCAUUUAUCAGCUAUUUUGCACAGUCAAUAGCCCUGUAGGUAGGAUAGUAUUUAUAGGUAUUUUUCAUGGGUUGAGGAACCCACUUGUGAAGAAGAGAUUGAAAAUUAUGAACCUUAGCAACUAUGGUAAAAGGAAAAAAAAAAGAGAUCUCACUUAUUUUGUCUACAGCUUUUGAGCUAUGUGCAUACUCUAAAAUCAUUCCUCUGCACAUCUGAAAAAAAUAAAUACAAUGCUUCUGCUACUUUUUUUUUUUUUAAGUACUGAAUCUGAUGAUGCAGGAAGAACAGGUUCAGAUUUGGAUCUUUGAACAUGCUACACAAACUUUACAAUGAUUAUUAGUGGCUGCUUAUACUAAUAGACUGGGAAUUGUUAGCCAAGUGGGCUAGCUUCAGUUGAGUCAAUGUUAAAGGGUUGAUUCACCCAAAUUUAUAUACAUAUAUAUAUAUAUAUUAAACAUAUUUUCUCACUUAACAGUAGUGGUAUCUAGUCAUGCAGACAGUCAUAGACUUUGAGAUAUUUGUCUCUGUCUGAAUACAGUGAGGGUAAAAAUCCUCCUAAUCAUUGUCGAGGCAGGAGCAUCCCUGUGACUAAACCACAAGCCUGACAGUAAAACCCAUUUUCCUUCCACUAAAGAAAACAUACCCAUAAAAACCUGCAUGUGGGGCGGAUUAUACCACUAGUUACCACUAGAGGUAAGUGAGGAAAUGUUUGGUGUGAUUUGGGUGAGCUGAUCCUUUUCCCUCCUGCAAUAUGAUGUAUCUCUCAGUUUGUAUGUCAUGUCAUAAUUAGAUGUUAUUUCUGUCUAAUAGGCCCACGUUGGCUCGUUGUAUUGUUUUAUACAUGCAGAUGAUGGGAGGGGUUACUUGGGGAGGGGGGGGCCCAGAUUAAUCCUUGUCAAAGACUGAAUCAUUAAAACAACUCGCAGUCCUUUUGGAACAACAACUAACUCCCAACGUGCUUCAGUGCAGCUCUGGGGAAAACGUUUAAAAUCACGUUUAGAAGCGUCAUCCUGGUGUGAUGGGAGUGAUCUGUGGAUGAAGUUACAUCGCUUGAUGGUAUACUUAACAGUAUAGUUCUGUCUUUUUGUUUUUUUUUUUUUUUUCCUUCUUCUUCUUCAACCUGCGAAAUACCAAUGGGUAUGAAGAACUGUUGAGAUGCGUUUACAGCAACGAGACCAUGCAUGCUACUGGUGGAAGGCUGGGGUACUUGUGGAUGUAGCUACAGAGAAAAGGCUUGUAUGUAAUUAUUAGUCAUUUUAUGUGUACGAUCUAAUGGAAUUCAAUGAAAGGGAUCUUCUCUCCUAUCCUCUAUAAUUCUGUAUGCUUUUUGUAUUACCACACAAAAUAAAGUAAGGAUCCUUUAAGUGCCUGAAUUUACAAUGUUCUGCUGCUGUUUUUAUUUCACGUUUUGUGUAUGUUUAUGGGUUUGAUUUCCGUCAGUGUGUCACCAGUGUGUUCUCCUUCAUCUAGAUGUGUGAAAUGACUUCAGGAACUUUUUUUUUUCUCCCCACAUGUAUCUAGUUAUUGACAACAAUUAGUAGAAUAAUCCGUUUACAGAAGAUUAAUGACUAUUUUGAUAUUGGAUUGUGUAAAUAAUUUAUCAAGCAAACAAUGCCAAACUUGGUGUUUCAUUUGAAAUGUGAGGCAUUUGCUGCUUUUUAUGUUAUUCUAAAUUGAGUGCGUUUUUUUUCUUUCUUUAUUUGUAUAAUUAUUUCAUUGUUAAACAAUUUUAGGAUUUAUCUUGAGAUCUUGGAAAUGGUGAUGGUUAUAUUUGUAACAUGUUAGCCUCCGCAGUUAAUAAUUAGAGAAAUAACUUCCAUAUUAAUUAAAUAAUUAAACAUUUUGGUA